UUUCAUUAUUUAAUAGAUAAAUGAAAACAAAAGGUACAAAGAUAAUAUACGGGGAGUAGGUGUUUGCUUUUUUUGAACUCAGGGGCGUCAUCUCAUUCCUCUUGUCAACUUUGGGGAAAGGUGGUACCGCUAGGACUAAAAAAAAAUACAGAAAGUUUCUUGAAAGAGAGAAGAUCUCUUGAAAGUUUUUAAGGAUGAGGUGCCUGGCAAUCCUCACUCUGCUAUUUAGUGCAUACGCUUUAGUGCACAGUGACUGUGAUUUAUCUGGUGCAAAGAGAGAUGUGGACUUUCCUGAUAUUGAAAAAGACGGCGUAGAAUCAUUUCAGCUUUCUGUGGAAUACACUAUUCAAAAUUUACAACAAACGAACUACUACACUGAAUACUACGAUCUUGUUGAGAGACGAGGCAGAAUAGAUGCCCAUCAGGCUGGAAAUAGUUCGUCUUACGUGUACAGGACUCAAACCAACGAAGCCUGGGAAAUAUCAGAGAGAACAUGCAAGCUUAAGAACGCCACAGAUACACCCGAUAUGGAGAGUCAAGACAUGAUAGAUUGGCGGUACAGUGUUGAAGGUGAUGAAGAAAAAAGAACAUUCGGACCUUCCGCCAUGUUCAAGAUUGCAAGAGAUGUUUGGAACAGCACAUCGAGGAAAUCUAAAAUGGCAUACAUGGGUAAAACUGAAUUCACUAUUAGAGGUCUCAAAGCCCAGUAUUGGCGAAGGUGCAGUGGAAGUGACAAUUCUUACGUCGAUUAUUAUUUCACGACUGACGAUGAGCAGGAUCCUCUCGGAACCGAUUUGAAAAGAAUACCCCUUAGGGUGUAUUUCGGUGGCAAGAAAGACGGAAUGGGAGAAGAAACUUCAAUUCAACAAUACGAAAUCAUCACAUUGCAACCUUUCAUCUCGAGGAACGUCUAUCCAUUCCAAUUACCGAAAGGUAUAGGCUGCAAGAGGGGAAACUUACCAGAUCCUCCAACACUGCCAGACUUUGCAGACACUAACCUGCAGUUCGGUGCCGAGGUUAUAUACAGGAAAAUUGACUGGAACAAUGAAGACACUGAAUACUGGAGCUAUUACAGUACUCUUUCAAUGGCUUUUGAUAUUGAAUCUCAACACGCAGCAUACUAUUACUCUCCAUGGAACACCACCAAACUUCAGCCCGGCGAAGAACCAUCAGUCUUAACUUCGGAAUACGUCGUCUAUGAUAUGAAACAUAAAUAUGCCUACAAAACUGAUCUGUCGACAAGUCAAUGUAGCAUCGAAAGAUCAAGUUCCUUCUAUCCUACUUACAAACUCCCGAACAAAGGGGGUGAGUUGAUAUUGACAGACGGUUCCAUUCUCUUUCCCUUGUCAGGAAUGUCUUAUCUGUCUGAGGGAAUUCAGAGAGGCUUAAAAGUUAACGUUUUCGAAGAAAUAAUUGAAAAUUUCGUUAUGAACAAUGUAACAGAAAUCACCGUUCCUAAAGCGAUCAUCACGCACUCUUAUUUAAAAGAUGACGAAGUGGAAAGAAAUUCUGUGUCCGUUAAAAAUGCUUUAGUUCAAAUUCAAGUAAGACUGCUGGGCCGUCAAGAUAAGGUAAUAGAGCUGUUGACAUUCAACUUUUUCAACUUCGACACGGAAGUCAAAAACAGAAGAUUUAUUUUCGAUAUACGACGAUGUUUCAAAAACGAUGAUGAUUACGUAUGGGUUACGAUUGGUUUCAAUGCAGAUGAAGCAAUAUUGGCGAAAAUCAGAGAUAAUGUACCCAGCAUUCAAUCAAAUAUUUUGAAUAGCCUUGACUCGACAUCUGAAUUGAAUCCUGUUAGAGUACCGACCAUUCUAGUGGACAUCAAGGAAGGAUUAUUUGUAACAUUAUUGAUUCUUGGAAAGCCACCAGUUCUGUGGGAUUUCUUGAAACCGGAAAGUGGAAAAACUCUGAAGGGAGCAUCUGAUAUUGAUGGAGUUCAAGAUAAAGAUUCUUGUGCUACAAAGUGUCUGGAAGAGGAAGACAAUUGCUGGGCGUUCUCUGUUUGCGGUGCAGUAUGCUCCUUUGCAACAAACGAUGGGGUUAAAGUGGUGAGUCAGAACGGCUGCGAUCUUUACAGAAGAUUUGACAACAACACUUUCUUGCAAUCCAAAGAACUGAUUGUGCAGAAUAUACGACGGGAAGUAGAAACGAGAGAACUGAAGUUGGUACUGACUGGAUCAGGAGAUGAAUUUAUUCAACUGGAACCAUUUUCCAUAGAAGUGACUGAACCGGGUGAAGAUGAUCGUCUCAUAAACCGAAUCGGAAAUAAACCCAAUCCCAGAAUGCGAGUGGUGAAAGCUGGUGCGAAAUUGAAAGCAACUGCUGGAAAAUCUGUGAAGAACCUCGGAAAUUUGGGUUUUGAUGAAUGCCAAAGAGUGUGCCUGGACUUCAAAGAUUGUGAGACCGCCUCUUAUUGCGUGAAUGGUGGAGAGUGCAUUGUAUCAUCUGAUUUCGGGGAAGACAUCGCCAAAGACAAUAUGGAAGAUAACAAUUUAUGCAUCAUUGUGACUCGAAAAUAUGCCGACCUUUUCAACAGAAGCCCCGGCAAUAUUUUAAGUCUUACAGCUCAAGAAGUAUUGAAACUUGACACAGUAGAAAAAUGCGCAAGAGCUUGUCAUAAAUCCACUAGUUAUCAGUGCCUGUCCUUUGACCACUGUCCUCAAUCGAAGGACGCCCCAUGCAAGCUGCACACAGUACAUUACCCGAAUUCUAAGACUAGAGAAAAUGUCCAAGUUAGAGACACCAACUGCGGCCACUACUUUAGAAAAUUCAGCACUGAAUUCAGGAAGUACCCGAACAAGCGCUACUUAGGAAGUACCAUCCCACCCAUAACCAAUGCCACUCUCGAAGAAUGUUCGAAAGCAUGCAUGGAAUACAAAAAAGGAACAUGUUUUGGAUACGAUUUCUGCCAAGACGUGUCCAUGCUGGCCACCAGCUGCCUCCUUCUGGACAGCGAUCCAGCUAAGAUGAAGGCCAGUUAUUCCGAAGUCUGUACAAAUUUCUUGAGAACUGAAGCCCAGUUUGCCCCAAGGCCCUAUUCAAAUGGUUAUGCUGGCGGGAUAGGUUUCCUGUGUUUCGUCGUUGGUCUAGCGAUAGGUGCUCUGGUUCUUUUUGGUAUAGCCUAUAUGAGAGUCAAUAGGCACUGAACUGUAAUGAUUUGAAGAAGAACGAGAGCUCGAAUAGUUCGAUGCCUCGAAUAUUUCAGUCAAAGACUCUUCAGCUGUACAUAAACUGUAAACUAGUAGUUUAUUUUUGUUCCAUCCUACUUUUGUAUUGUCACUUUUGAAAGAUUUGUGUAACUUGUAAAAGUUUAUAGUUGUGUAACUAAUAAAAUACGUUGUUUAUAUUAUUCAUACU
Molecule: messenger RNA, 3360 nt
Organism: Parasteatoda tepidariorum (common house spider)
Lineage: Eukaryota; Metazoa; Arthropoda; Arachnida; Araneae; Theridiidae
Source: RefSeq, a predicted model, not a curated record